AUGCCGCCGCCGCCGCCGCAGACUCUGCUCCUGGUGGGAGGGGGCGCUGCUGCUGGGCCGAAGCACCGCCUGCUCCCUCGACUGGGGAGCCUGAAGAGCGUGCCGGCUCACCGGUGCCUGCGGGACAGAACGGACUUCCGACGUCUCUGGAAGCAAGGAGCUGGCGCCCGGGAGGAGCGGCAGGAAGCCACCUGUUGCUACCCCGAGGUGCUCAGGCAGGUCCUCCACCUCUUCGUCGCAGAGGCCAGCAGAGACGCCUGGCCACAGAAGGCUCUUGAGCAGCUACUCACUAAUGUGCACAGUGACCUGCGAGACACUCAACAGGGGCCGGCGCAGCAGGGCCCGUCCUGUCCGCCACCUUUCCUCACAGACAUCUGCAAGUACUUCCGAAGAAUCUCCAGCUACCUGAAGGCCAAGGGAUACAGCCCUUGCUCCUGGGAGAUCGUCAGGACAGAAAUGCAAGCGGCCCUUUCCGGCUUCCCGGGGCCGGCCGAAAGGAGCCCCGAGAAGAGCAGAGGCUCCCUGGAGGGAUCUCCACUGAGAUGA
Messenger RNA from Meriones unguiculatus (Mongolian gerbil), 546 nucleotides. RefSeq names its product interferon alpha-1-like. The transcript is spliced from 2 exons. Gene Ontology annotation, molecular function: type I interferon receptor binding; cytokine activity. Gene Ontology annotation, cellular component: extracellular region. The record is from RefSeq and is a predicted model, not a curated record. Lineage: Eukaryota; Metazoa; Chordata; Mammalia; Rodentia; Muridae. Gene Ontology annotation, biological process: cytokine-mediated signaling pathway; response to exogenous dsRNA; humoral immune response. Bases 1 to 546 code for a protein of 181 amino acids.